Molecule: messenger RNA, 1974 nt
Organism: Stegastes partitus (bicolor damselfish)
Lineage: Eukaryota; Metazoa; Chordata; Actinopteri; Pomacentridae
Gene: sytl1
Product: synaptotagmin-like 1
Exons: 15
Coding region: 41-1642 (533 amino acids)
Biological process (GO): intracellular protein transport; exocytosis
Cellular component (GO): plasma membrane; exocytic vesicle
Molecular function (GO): small GTPase binding; neurexin family protein binding
Source: RefSeq, a predicted model, not a curated record
UUUUCGCAGAUGGAACCGAUGGAGGCCGUCAAGUAAAGGAAUGGAGGAGCAGGCUGACACAUCUCUUGACCUGAGCCACCUGACGGAGGAGGAGCAGUCCUCCAUCCUGGAGGUUUUACAACGUGACUUGGACUUACGUCGUCGUGACGAAGGACGUGUAAGGGUUCUCGAGCAGACGGAGACGGAUCCGACACGGCUGCGCUUCCUCUCGGGGGCAUGGUUCAGCGAGGAGCGCAGCAAACGCCACCGCAGUCGAUCUUCGGGCUGCGACCUGGUCUGCGCCACCAUACGCCACAGAAAGACCAAGAGCAGAGAUGUGCCCCUGAAUGAACUGUUCAACGGAGAGAGAGAGGAAACCUCCGACAACAACGCUUCUCCUGAGGCAGAAGGAAGGCUGAAGGACAGCAAGGACGAUGAGAGUGAAGGGAGUGAAGGAAAUUUGAAGCCUGUGCCCACACCCAGAACAAAAAAUUCUGUAGUGCAGGAUGACCAGCAUAGAAAUGGUUCAGCGUCACCCACAGAAUGCGAAAGGAGAAGUAAUGGCCACUCAGAGGAACCUGAGGAUGACUUGACUGACGGUCACAACGGAGACAGUGACUCUCUGAGCAGCAGCCUGACAGAACCAGAUCCAGCGUCUCUGAAAACAAGCAGCUCCACCAGCAGCCUCCAUUCGGGCUACACGCUCAGUGGAAGCAUGAUGAGUCUGUUCAGCUCGGGGGAUUUCGGAGUGGUGGAGGUGAGGGGCCGCAUCCAAUACUCAUUGGUUUACAACACCCAGAAGGAGGAGCUGCAAGUCAAAGUGUACCGCUGCGAGGACAUUGCUUCAGCACGCAAGAAUCGCUCUGACCCAUAUGUGAAAACCUAUCUCUUGCCAGACAAGUCAAGUCACAGUAAGAAGAAGACUGCAGUGAAGAAGAAGACACUAAACCCAGUCUAUGAUCAGACGCUCCGAUAUAAAGUGCGGAUCGGCGAGCUGCGCAGUCGGACUUUGAACCUCUCCGUGUGGCAUGCCGAGCCCCUGGGGAGGAAUGUGUUUCUGGGGGAGGUGGAGGUGGCUCUGGGGCUCUGGGACUGGAGCUGCACGCAGCCGCUGUGGCAGGACCUGCAGCCGCGGAUUUAUCUGAGCCCAGACUCCAUUAGCAGUCGAGGGAACAUCAUGCUCUCUAUUAAAUUCAUUCCAGACGGGUUUGAGGGUGGAGGUCUGCCUCUGACAGGAGAGCUUCACAUCUGGCUUCGGGAGGCUCAAGGUCUCCUGUCCAACAAAGGAGGCGCCAUAGACUCCUUUGUGAGAAGCUACAUACUGCCAGACGCCAGUCGACAGAGCGGUCAGAAGACGCGGGUGGUGAAGCACUCCAUCAGCCCUACCUACAACCACACCAUGGUGUACGACGGCUUCCAGACCAGCGACCUGAGAGAGGCCUGUGCUGAGCUUACUGUCUGGCACCGUGAAGGGUUAAAGACGCAUAGCUUAGGAGGGAUCCGUCUGAGCAGUGGAAGUGGUCAGAGUUACGGUGAGGCUGUCAGCUGGAUGGACUCCACAGAAGAGGAAGUCGCUGUGUGGACCUCAAUGAUCGAAAACCCAAACCACUGGAUUGACACUACGCUGCCAAUCAGAACUAACCUCGCACACCGGUCCGAGUGACUCGGACAUAUCCUGCACACAAACACACUUUCAUAUGCUUGGUCAUAUGAUGUUCGGACUGAAAGGUCGCCCUCCUCACGUGGACGCAUUUAACCUCACAAUGAUACACACAUAGACGGUUUGUUUCUGCUUUUCAUAAACACACAAAGAAAGCAGUAGCAGUGGAAAAAUGUGACUUCAUGGUGUAGAUUUGAAAUAGUUAGCUUUGAAAUCAAACCUGUCUGCAUUUCAUUUGUUUUUACUUGUAUGUUUUUAGUUCAGUCUGUGUCUAAUCUGAUGAAGACGUUUGUAAUUCAUUGUAGUUUAUUAAUUAAAUAUCAACUGAUGAAUCA